AUGUCCAACCUCGCUCAAGCUCGAUUACAUGAGGAACGAAAGAACUGGAGGAAAGAUCAUCCCUUUGGAUUCUACGCUAAACCUGUUAAAGCUGCUGAUGGGACGAUGAAUAUUAUGUUGUGGGAAGUAGGAAUUCCAGGGAAAGCGGGUACGAUAUGGGAAGGAGGUGUAUACAAAGUGAUGAUGACUUUCCCUGAUGAGUUCCCAACGAAACCACCCAAAUGUAAAUUCGACCCUCCUCUCUUCCAUCCUAACGUAUAUCCCUCUGGUACCAUUUGCCUGUCGAUUUUGGAUGAAGAGAAGAAUUGGAAACCGUCGAUCACAAUCAAACAGAUUGUUCUUGGUGUGCAAGAUCUCUUAGAUAACCCUAACAUCGGUGAUCCAGCUCAGAUAGAUGCUUACCAGAUGUACAAAAACGAUAAGAAUGCUUAUGAGAAACGCGUGAAGCAACAAGCUGUGGAACGAAGACAGAAGUAA
This is a messenger RNA of Kwoniella botswanensis, 477 nucleotides long. RefSeq lists its product as uncharacterized. Gene Ontology annotation, cellular component: nucleus. Gene Ontology annotation, molecular function: SUMO conjugating enzyme activity. Gene Ontology annotation, biological process: protein sumoylation. Lineage: Eukaryota; Fungi; Basidiomycota; Tremellomycetes; Tremellales; Cryptococcaceae. Bases 1 to 477 code for a protein of 158 amino acids. The transcript is spliced from 8 exons. The record is from RefSeq and is a predicted model, not a curated record.